This is a messenger RNA of Ochotona curzoniae (black-lipped pika), 870 nucleotides long. RefSeq names its product protein O-glucosyltransferase 1-like. Gene Ontology annotation, biological process: positive regulation of Notch signaling pathway; protein O-linked glycosylation. The transcript is spliced from 7 exons. Lineage: Eukaryota; Metazoa; Chordata; Mammalia; Lagomorpha; Ochotonidae. Gene Ontology annotation, cellular component: endomembrane system. The coding region runs from base 61 to 870 and encodes 269 amino acids. Gene Ontology annotation, molecular function: UDP-xylosyltransferase activity; UDP-glucosyltransferase activity. The record is from RefSeq and is a predicted model, not a curated record.
CCUUGUGCGGGGCGCUUCCGCACGCGCCGCCGCGGGGAUCCCGCAGUCGGGCCGCUGGCCAUGGAGCGGCGGCUGAGCUCGCCGCUUCGGCUCUGGCUGCUGCUGCUACUCUUGUCCCCGGGACAGGGCCGCCAGAAGGAGUCAGGUUCAAAAUGGAAAGUGUUCAUUGAUCAGAUUAACAGGUCUUUGGAGAAUUAUGAACCAUGUUCAAGUGAGAACUGCAGCUGCUACCGUGGUGUCAUUGAAGAGGAUCUGACACCUUUCCGAGGAGGUAUCUCCAGGAAGAUGAUGGCUGAAGUAGUCCAGCGGAAGCUCGGGACCCACUAUCAGAUCAUUCAGAACAGGUUAUACCGGGAAAAUGACUGCUUGUUCCCCUCCAGGUGUAGUGGCGUGGAGCACUUUAUUUUGGAAAUUAUUGGGCGCCUCCCUGACAUGGAGAUGGUGAUCAAUGUACGAGAUUAUCCUCAGGUUCCUAAAUGGAUGGAGCCUGCUAUCCCAGUCUUCUCCUUUAGUAAGACAUCCGAAUACCACGAUAUCAUGUAUCCUGCUUGGACGUUCUGGGAAGGGGGACCUGCUGUUUGGCCUAUUUAUCCCACAGGCCUUGGACGAUGGGACCUCUUUAGAGAAGACCUGAUAAAGUCAGCAGCACAGUGGCCAUGGAAUAAGAAAAAUUCUACAGCAUAUUUCCGAGGAUCAAGGACAAGUCCAGAACGAGAUCCUCUCAUCCUUCUAUCUCGGAAAAAUCCAAAACUUGUUGAUGCAGAGUAUACCAAAAAUCAGGCCUGGAAAUCUAUGAAAGUAAUCAACAAUCAUCCGAAUAGAACUACAGCAGUGAACAUUCUCACUCAAAGGACUUUGCCAACUGGCUAG